GGGACAGUCCGGGCAGCGCGGCUGGUCCUCCCUGGAGCACGAGAGACCUGCUGCUCGCGGCCUCUCGGGGUCAGCGUCCAGGCGGGCGGCGAUGAUCCUCAAGGAGAGGCCAGAUGACCAAGGCGCUGGCGAGGACAGGGCCCGGCAGAAGGACGAAGGCAGCAUCCGCAAGGGCUAUGACUCCUUGGUGCAGAACCCGCCUGGCCAGCUGCAGAGCCACAGGGCUCGGCUCCACCAGCAGAUCAGCAAGGAGCUGCGGAUGAGGACUGGUGCUGAAAACCUCUACAGAGCCACCCGCAACAGCUGGGUCCGAGAGACAGUCGCCUUGGAGCUGAGUUAUGUCAACUCCAACCUGCAGCUGCUGAAAGAGGAGCUGGCGGAGCUGAGCAGCAGCAUAGAUGUGGACCAGCCAGAGGGUGAAAGUGUUACUAUUCCCAUGAUCCCCCUGGGCCUGAAGGAAACCACGGAGUUGGACUGGGCCACACCCCUGAAGGAGCUGAUCUCUGAGCACUUUGGAGAAGAUGGUUCCUCCUAUGAGACAGAGAUCCAGGAACUAGAGGACCUACGGCAGGCCACGAGGACUCCCAGCCGAGACGAGGUAGGCCUGGAUCUGCUUGCAGCCUACUAUAGCCAGCUCUGUUUCCUGGAUGCACGUUUCUUCAGUCCCGCCCGGAGCCCAGGGCUGCUCUUCCACUGGUACGACUCGCUCACGGGGGUCCCGGCACAGCAGCGGGCUCUGGCCUUCGAGAAGGGCAGUGUACUGUUUAACAUUGGGGCACUCCACACGCAGAUCGGAGCGCGGCAGGACUGCGCCUGCGCCGAGGGCGCCACCCAUGCCACUGAGGCUUUCCAGAGGGCUGCUGGGGCUUUCAGACUCCUGAGAGAGAACUUCUCCCAUGCACCGAGCCCAGACAUGAGUGCCGCCUCCCUCUCCAUGCUGGAGAAGCUCAUGGUUGCCCAGGCACAGGAGUGCAUCUUCAAAGGCUUCCUGCUGUCAGCCUCUGCAACACCUGACAACGGUCUGGCUCAGCUGCAGUUGGCUCAGGAAGCUGCCCAGGUGUCAGCUGAGUAUGGCCUUGUGCACCGGGCCAUGGCCCAGCCGCCUGUCAGAGACUACCUGCCCACCUCCUGGACUAACCUGGCACGUGUCAAGGCUGAGCACUUCUGCGCCCUGGCCCACUAUCACACAGCCAUGGCCCUCUGCGAAAGCUCCUCAGCCAAGGGAGAACUCUCAAGGCAGGAGCACGCCUCCCAGCCCUCAACUACCUGUGAGCCCCAAGGCCCCACGCUGCCGCAGCACCCGGAGGAACGCAGGAAACUUGCCAAGGCCCACCUGAAGCGUGCCAUCCUGGGCCAGGAGGAGGCGCUGCGGCUUCACACUCUGUGCAGAGUCCUGCGCCAGGUGGACCUGCUCCAGGUUGUGGUGACACAGGCCCUGCGGCACUCGCUGGCCAAGUACUCGGAGCUUGAGCGCGAGGAUGACUUCUUCGAGGCUGUGGAGGCCCCCGACAUCCAGCCCAAGACCCAGCAGGCACCAGAGGUGAAGAUGCCCAGCCUGUCCCAGAUGAAGGUGAUCGACUUCUUCCAUCGUCUGGGUCCCCUGUCUGUGUUCUCAACCAAGAACCGGUGGCAGCUGGUAGGACCGGUGCGCAUGACCCGAGGAGAGGGUGGCUUCGGUUUUACCCUGAGGGGGGACUCCCCCGUCCUCAUCGCUGCCGUCGUUCCCGGGGGCCAGGCUGAGUCUGCCGGCCUGAAGGAGGGUGACUACAUCGCGUCGGUGAAUGGGCAUCCUUGCAAGUGGUGGAAGCACGUGGAGGUGGUGGCCCAGCUGAGGGGCACGGGCGAGGAAGGCGUGAGCCUGGAGGUCGUGUCCCUGCUGCCCGGCCCCGAACCACGCAGCACGGGACCCCGACGUUCAGCACUGCUGUGGGGCCAGAGAGAGUGUGGUUUUGAGACACCGGUGUCUGCACGUGCCCGCCCCUGGCCCAUCCUUGGCUGGAGCCGCAAGACCAGACAAAACAAACCCAGGAGCCACCCUGACCCCUGCACCAACAGGAACUGUGUCACCUGUCCCUGAGUUGGGCACCCUGUACCCCUGUGUGAUCAGAGGGGGGCACCUUCCUGGGCACAGCACCCUGUAACCAGCUCCAGCCAGCCAGGGGUGCCUAGUGCAUUCUGUCCCUCUGCUCUAGGGGACCAUCAGGCUGCCCCCUACCGUGCUUCGAGCUAGAGAUGUCUAUUAAAAAUGCUGGUCAGAGGAGGUGAGUCGGAGCCCAGUGCUGGGGCCGUGGCUACUUCACUCCAGCGGGAAUAUG
Messenger RNA from Psammomys obesus (fat sand rat), 2315 nucleotides. It is a transcript of the gene Rhpn1, whose product is annotated as rhophilin Rho GTPase binding protein 1. Gene Ontology annotation, biological process: signal transduction; negative regulation of stress fiber assembly. Bases 92 to 2077 code for a protein of 661 amino acids. Gene Ontology annotation, molecular function: protein binding. The record is from RefSeq and is a predicted model, not a curated record. Lineage: Eukaryota; Metazoa; Chordata; Mammalia; Rodentia; Muridae. The transcript has 15 exons.